This is a messenger RNA of Cyprinodon variegatus (sheepshead minnow), 1831 nucleotides long. RefSeq names its product RAB34, member RAS oncogene family (gene rab34a). The transcript is spliced from 11 exons. Gene Ontology annotation, molecular function: GTPase activity; GTP binding. Bases 243 to 1043 code for a protein of 266 amino acids. NCBI's taxonomy places the organism in Eukaryota, Metazoa, Chordata, Actinopteri, Cyprinodontiformes, Cyprinodontidae. The record is from RefSeq and is a predicted model, not a curated record. Gene Ontology annotation, biological process: phagosome-lysosome fusion; endocytosis.
AUCCCUCUAACAUCCCUUAAGCUAAAACGCGCUACUUCUUAGUAAACUUUGGAAAACUCACAGCCACUUUCUCUCCAGUUUCACCUCUUUACCUGCGGUUUAAUGUUAUAUAAAGUGUUAAAGUCGCUGCAGAUAUAUCCAGAACCGGACCAAAUGAAGUAAAUAGACAUUUUCUCAUCUUGUUUGGGAGCUUUGAUGAACAAUAGGAUUAAAACAGACAAAAUAAUUUUUCUCGAGGCUUCAUGUCUCUCAGAGUUCCAACCAUGAGCGUUUUCCCUCCAGUUCGACAGGACCGAGUCAUUGCGCAGCUCCCUCAGGCUUUCAGAAAAGAAGCAGCUUUUCACAUUACGGAAGACUUCAACAAUAAAGUUAGGAGCGCCUGCCAGGAAAGGCGGACUGGCACUGUGGGAUUUAAAAUCUCCAAGGUCAUCGUUGUUGGUGAUCUGGCUGUGGGGAAAACCUGCCUGAUUAAUAGAUUUUGCAAGGAUGCCUUCGAUAAGAACUAUAAGGCGACGAUCGGUGUUGACUUUGAGAUGGAGCGCUUUGAGGUGCUCGGCGUCCCUUUCAGCCUGCAGCUUUGGGACACUGCAGGCCAAGAAAGGUUCAAGUGCAUUGCUUCCACAUACUACAGAGGAGCUCAGGUCGUGAUCAUUGUGUUUGACGUAAAUGACAUCGCCUCUUUAAGCCAUGCCCGGCAGUGGCUUGAGGACGCCUUAAAGGAGAACGACCCCACUAGUGUUCAGCUUUUCCUCGUUGGCACCAAAAAGGACAUGAGUUCUCCUGCUCAAUAUUCUCGGAUCGAGCAAGACGCUCUGAAACUUGCAAAUGAGAUUCAUGCAGAGUACUGGGCUGUUUCCUCUCUGACAGGGGAAAACGUCAAAGAGUUUUUCUUUCGAGUCGCUGCUUUGGCCUUUGAGACAAACGUUCUCGCGGAGUUGGAGAAAAGUGGAUCGAGGCAGAUUGGAGACGUUGUCAGAAUUAACAGCACCUCAAGCAAUCCGUACGCUACAACAAAGAAGAAACAGGGAAACUGCUGUCAGUGAGGCUAAGACAAAGGUUUUUACAUUUUUGAGGCCCAAACGCACAGACUUGGAUGAAGGCUUUUUUUUUCAGCAGUGGAUAAAUGGCUGCCAUCCAGCUUGGUUUCUGUGGCCAGAGAGAGAGUGGCUGCAUUUCAUGCCCUGUUUACAGUCUCUUUUUUUUUUUUUUUUUUCCAUGGCCAGAGGAAGUUUCCUGUAAGGGAAAAAUGAUGUUAUUCAUGGUGUUCCUCAGUUUUGGCUUGACUUUAACCCAGAAUGAUGGGUUAUGCCACCAAAAUACCAAAGAGUUUGUAGAUGCUUACUUUGCUUAGAACCUUGGUUUUACUGCCGUAGUUCUGUUUCUCAAUCAAUCCGUUUGCACAUGUUUAACCCAAAUAUAUCUAGUGUUGACUUUUCAUCUAAUUCUAAAUCACCACUUCAACACCCCAUCUCCUCUGUUUGACUUUUAGACUAUCAACACUGAAACAAGGAAACAGACGUGAACAAAGUAGAGCCUAAAAGGUGUUCAGAGCAGUUCCCUAAGGCCCGCUCUAUUCCUAUUAUGAACUUAUCUUGAGGUGUCUUAUUAUAAAUGUAUCUGAAUGCAGCAGCAGCACAGUCUCAUAGGUAUUCUGUGGGUGGAAACAUUUCUGUUUUGCUGGUAAUGUUACUGGGAUCUGUCACACUAAAAUGAAAUCAAACCAUCUAUUGGUUAUACCUACUUGCACACAUAGAGCAAUAUAGACUUAAUAGUUAAUAUUUCUGUUUACUGUGGGAGGAAACCAGAGGGAGAACGAUCUCCAUGAAACUUG